Homarus americanus (American lobster) is the source of this 2658-nucleotide messenger RNA. RefSeq lists its product as uncharacterized. The transcript is spliced from 15 exons. The record is from RefSeq and is a predicted model, not a curated record. NCBI's taxonomy places the organism in Eukaryota, Metazoa, Arthropoda, Malacostraca, Decapoda, Nephropidae. Bases 1 to 2256 code for a protein of 751 amino acids. Gene Ontology annotation, cellular component: plasma membrane.
AUGAAUCAAAGACGUGAAGUAAACAGCGGAAACACUCCAAGUUCUCCGACCUCCAACAAGUUCUGGGCGAUUGCCUUCAAUGGGUGUCGUGGAGGCUUCGUGGAGAUCUCUGACGGCUGGAGUGUGGCUGACAGUGGCGCUGACAGUGGCGUUGACAGGUCCCUCAACUCCCUCAGGAUCUGUGGUGAGGAUGAAAGGCUCCAUCCUCCAGUCGUCCUCUAUAGCGACUCCGGCAUUGCCACUAUCUCCUUCCAUGUGAACGAGAAGUGGGGCAGCCCGAGGUUUAUCGCCUACUACAACUUCCCCCUCAAAACCAACCCGACGUCUGGCGACCUGCAGAGGGGCGGCUCCAGAGUGGAAUAUACAGCGUGUGACUGGGUGUAUCAGGACGUACACUGCAGCAGAAGGAGUGAGUGUCAGGUGACCUCCCCUGGCUACCCCGGCAUGUACCCCGCCCACGCCCGCUGUCGCUACCUGUUGGUCAUGUCCAGUCCCGAUACUUCAGGCAACAUUACCUUCCUCACCAUGGACCUACACCCACAACGGUGUUCCACGGACUUCGUGGCCAUGUACGCGGGCACCUCCACCUCCUCCCCUCUCAUCGACUCCCUCUGUGCCGCCGACAAGAGAACAGUUCACUUCUCUGGCCCCAGCGUUCUCCUAGACUUCAGCUCGGGGCCACACCUCCCGCCCUACAAGUACAGCGGCUUUCAUGCCACCAUUGACUUCUCCGGUGUCGUGGGUCUGCCGCAGCCGCCCUCCCUCACCACCACACACCCUAACCCACACACUCUCAGUGACCCGACAGGACACACGGGCGGGGAGCAGUGUGACCAGGUCUUCUGGAGUAACCAGACCAGAGAAGGCAUCUUCGACACCUCAGCCAUCUGCCCGGGCGGCCAGCACUGCUGCCUGCGCUUCCUCGGUCAACAGCACGACGUCAUCCAAGUGUCUCUCUUUAAGUACAAAUUAGGCGGCAGAUCAUGUUCGUCUGAGGCUUCCAUAUAUGACGGACUGAGGGGUGACGGGGGCGACAACCUGUUGAGGAAAUUGUGUGGACCGCUGAGCAGGGAACCUCGGGACUCUUCAGGCAGAUUCGUGCAACAGGAGUUCUUUCUCUCGUCAGGCAACACCAUGGAGAUGACCCUUUACCUCGGCCACGGUACAGACUACCUUAACCAGUUCCUUGUGGGCGGCUACAACUUCCAUAACUCGCGGCUGGAAGGGACAAAGAAGCCGACGAGUGUGUGUGAUGUGAUGUUCUACGGCGCCACCAACCCCGUCCAGGGCCUUGUGCGGGGUCCCUCAACCACUCUCCUCUGGAACGUGGAGGGCCCACUCAACUGUAGUUACCUGUUCGUGCCCACCGCCACUCAAUCCAUCUCCCUCACAGUGGAGGAGGCGAACAUGAGGGCCACGGAGACACUCUGUAACACACAGUGCGGGGAGGAAGGGUGCCACUGUCACCCGUCCAUGGUGCCUCUGCAACACGUCGACCACAUUCUCUUCGUCCACACUAAAACUCGCAGCGUCCUCUCCUGUCUUUGUGGGCAGAUAAAGGAGGUGCAGGCGCUGACGGUGGAGACUGGUGGAGGUGUGGACGUGAUAUACCAUGUAGCUCACUUCACAUGGGCCACACCGGGCUUCAACUUCACGCUCGAGUACUCCUUCUUCCCUGCCUCCAUCUGCGGCCCCGUCUACCACACCGCCCUGGCAGGUGAAGUGGGUCCCCGCGGGUACACGGCGCCUACCACCACCUACCUGUAUGUGACGUGUAACUGGGUAAUUAACAGUCAGCCGAACUCCGCCCUCGCCAUCACAGUCACUCCUCCCAAGCACGGGUCGUGCAACUCGUGGAACGUGACGCUGGAGUCGGUGGGUCGUGACGCUGGUGGGAUGGUGGUGGGGCGAGCGUGUGCCUCCCAGGACACUACCUUACUGCACGUCCCCGUCGACCACCUCUCUGCCUCCCUCACUUUGGAGAUGAGAGGUCCGGGGCGCCCUGAUUGGCUCAUUACCUGGAACACUCACUGGCCCCAACACCUGCCGUCAACCACAUCCAUCUCUCCUAAACCCGAACACUCCAGGACCGUCAACACCCACCCAACCAAGCGGACGUACAAAGUCAGCUCGGGAGGUUGGUCGGUGAGGAUGUGUAGAGCGAAGAGUGACGGUGGGUGGGUGUUGGUAGUGGCUGUGUUGGUGGUGCUCAUGAAGGCUGGCGUUCCUCGCUCCUCUGGCGGACUGCUCACCUAACUCACUUUCCAUCUCUUGCUCAACUGCCGCGGUCACACAUCGGACAGACGCCUUGGGUUGCUGUUUCCGUCCCAUGUAAUAAUAAUAAUAAUAAUAACCAAGUUGAAUAGACUUGUAAUAGUGGUGCUGCUGGCGAGUGAUUCUUCCCGGCCUUGUGAUGAACAUUCUACAGGGUAAAACAUAAACACACUUAGGUUAUUGACGCUCCUCUGCCGGACAGAUUGGCGGCGGUUAUCCUGAAUAAACACUGUGGCUUCCAAGGUGAGAGUGUAUGAAGGGCGGUGUUGGCGGGUGUGGCAGCUCUCAGGGUGUAGCUAUAGAUGUUUUAUACGCUGGUGAUAACUACACUACUUGACCAGGUAAGAAGAUGCAUUUACCUGGGUCAGUAUCAGUUAUUUUUGU